AUGGGUACGAUUUCACAAGAUCAUGCCAAGUUGGACUCAGACACUAUUGCAGAUGCCAUUAGGCCGUUGGUUGAAGCAGACCCGACGAUAAAGGUGAAGUCUGUUAUUGCAGAAGUUCAGUCCAGGUUCAACUACACUGUAAGUUACCGCAAGGCUUGGUUGGCAAAGCAGAAAGCUGUCGCAAAGGUUUUUGGUGAUUGGGAAGUUUCUUACCAUACUCUGCCAGUAUGGUUGAAAGCAAUGACUGUGAAUAUGUCACGGUCUUGUGUUCAAAUAAAAACGCUCCCCGUUUACCGUGAGAGUGAGGAGGUUCAAGGUGUAAGAGUUCUGCACCGCAUUUUUUGGAGCUUCUAUCCGUGUAUUGUAGCAUUCAGACACCGCAAGCCACUGGUGCAGGUAGAUGGCACGCACCUGUAUGGAAAAUAUAAAGGUGCACUUCUGGUUGCAGUUGCACAAGAUGGGAACCAAAACAUUGUGCCUAUUGCAUUUGUGAUAGUCGAGGGCGAGACGGCAGACGCAUGGGAGUUUUUCCUAACUAAUUUGCGGAGAUAUGUUGUUAUCAUUGAUGGUGUGGGUAUUAUUUCUGACUGCCAUACCUCCAUCGACGCUGCAAUAGCUCACAGUAACGGUGCAUGGUCACCACCAAGAGCAUGGCACAUGUACUACAUCAGGCACAUCGAGUCCAACUUCUUAAGGAGGUUCAAGGCUCCGUAUUUGCAUAAACUCGUGGUGAACACAGGCUAUUCUAGGACGGAACAUGAGUACAACAAAAACUACCAAAGGCUUAAAGAGUGGGGUGAUGCAUAUACUCAAUGGUGCGAUGACAUCGGUGUUGAGAGAUGGGUGUUGGCAUUCGAUGGGGUCAUCGUUGGGGACAUAUGA
Molecule: messenger RNA, 882 nt
Organism: Arachis ipaensis
Lineage: Eukaryota; Viridiplantae; Streptophyta; Magnoliopsida; Fabales; Fabaceae
Source: RefSeq, a predicted model, not a curated record